Molecule: messenger RNA, 519 nt
Organism: Fundulus heteroclitus (mummichog)
Lineage: Eukaryota; Metazoa; Chordata; Actinopteri; Cyprinodontiformes; Fundulidae
Gene: fshb
Product: follicle stimulating hormone beta subunit
Exons: 3
Coding region: 105-449 (114 amino acids)
Biological process (GO): G protein-coupled receptor signaling pathway
Cellular component (GO): cytoplasm; extracellular region
Molecular function (GO): hormone activity
Source: RefSeq, a predicted model, not a curated record
GUUAUAAGCUCAGUUUAAGAGAACAGCAGAUUUGCAGUUUCCAGCAUCUGACGUAGGACCUGAACGCCUCUUGCAGCAGACGUCUGCUCUACACCUGGCCGAGGAUGCAGUUGGUUCUCAUGGCGGCGGUCCUGGCGCUGGCAGAAGUGGGAUGCUUCGGUUGCCGCCUGAAGAAUGUCAGCAUCCCCAUGGAGAGAUGCGGCCAGAGGGUGUGCAUCCACACCACGAUCUGCGAAGGGCUGUGCUUCUCUGAGGACGCCGUCUUUGAAAGCCCUGACGAGGCGCCCGAGCAUAGGGUCUGCAACGGGGACUGGUCCUACGAGGUGAAACACAUCCAGGGGUGUCCGGAAAGCAUCACCUACCCCGUGGCCACGAACUGCUACUGCUCUGCGUGCAACACCAAAGACACAUACUGUACCCGCCUUUAUGCACACAUACCCAGCUGUUAAACUACUUACAUGCACUUAAAAUCCUCGCGUCUCUUUGUCUGACGCUGAAAUAAAAGAAGAUACUGCUCGU